Molecule: messenger RNA, 469 nt
Organism: Phlebotomus papatasi
Lineage: Eukaryota; Metazoa; Arthropoda; Insecta; Diptera; Psychodidae
Gene: ND-B15
Exons: 2
Coding region: 61-408 (115 amino acids)
Cellular component (GO): mitochondrion
Source: RefSeq, a predicted model, not a curated record
ACGACUCUCAGCUGUUUGACAGUUUCCGGAAUUUCGGAAGGUUAAUUUUUGUUGGGAAAAAUGGCUGAGCAGUGCGAUAUUGAUGCAAAAACAAGGGAAAGGCUGCUGGAUCGGCAGAAAUUUCGCAUGACGAUGCGAGAGGAGUUCAUCAAGCAGCUGACCAACCCACAUAGAGUCCAAGGAGGAGGCACUGUGUUUGACCAGGGUCUCCAGAGAUUCCAGGCAGCUAGAGUCACCCAGUACGAUCACUUCAAGCCCAAUUUCAAGACAGCACGCAAGGGAUUCUUCGUGGUUCUCUUCCCAAUUGUCGCGUAUGCCUACAUGCUCAAAAAGGAGAGAUCCGGAAGGGAGCAUUUGUAUCGCACUGGCCAGGUAUCCUACCGUGAUCGCAAAUUCAAAUUCAUCUAAUCAGACCCUUGUAAAAUAGCAAAUUUGAGAUGAAUAAAUGUUAGACUUUAUUUUUCCUCAA